UUCCUUUUAUAAAAGGCGACGUCUCCCUCUCCCAUCGCCGUGCCGGACGCAGCCAAAAAGCUCCCCGAAACACACGCUGCUCCAGCUCUCCGAGCAACGAGCACUCGAAGCAAAGCUUGAUCGUAGCUCAAGUUGCUUGAUUUGCAGCUGCUGUCAUCAGCCAUUGCCAUUGUGAGAGGGAGACUGCGGGGGUGCAGGAAACGAGAGGAUCAAGAAAUGGCGUUGCGCGGCCACCUGCUCGUGGUUCUUGUGUUGCUAGCGCUCGCCGUGGCGGCCGUCGCGAGCGGUGAGCGGCACCGGCACCGGCACCGGCACCGGGGAAAGUCGGCUCGGGCGCGGCUGCAGCUGGUGCCCGCCGCGCCGGGCGCGUCCCUCGCCGUGCGGGCGCGGGACGACCGGCACCGGCACGCGUACAUCUCAGCGAAGCUGAGCCGGCGGCGCGCGGCGGAGGUGGGGGCGUCGGCGUUCGACAUGCCCCUGUCGUCGGGGGCGUACACCGGCACGGGGCAGUACUUCGUGCGGUUCCGCGUGGGCACGCCCGCGCAGCCGUUCGUGUUGGUGGCGGACACCGGCAGCGACCUCACGUGGGUCAAGUGUCGCGGCGCCACCCCACCGCCGCCGUCGGACGCGCCGGCGCGCGAGUUCCGCUCCGCGGACUCCAAGUCGUGGGCGCCCAUCCCGUGCUCGUCGGACAUGUGCACGUCGUACGUGCCCUUCUCCCUCGCCAACUGCUCCUCGCCGGCCAACCCCUGCUCCUACGACUACCGGUACAAGGAUGGCUCGGCGGCGCGCGGCGUGGUGGGCACCGACUCGGCGACGAUCGCGCUGUCCGGCGACAACAGGCGGACGAAGCUGCAGGGCGUGGUACUGGGCUGCACCACCUCGUACAACGGCCGGAGCUUCCAGUCCUCGGACGGCGUGCUCAGCCUGGGCAACAGCAACAUCUCCUUCGCGACCCGCGCCGCCGCGCGCUUCGGAGGCCGCUUCUCCUACUGCCUCGUCGACCACCUUGCACCCCGCAACGCCACCAGCUACCUCACCUUCGGCCCCGCGCCCGAGGACGCCGCCGCCGCGCCGGCCCAGACGCCGCUUCUGCUCGACCGCCGGAUGAACCCGUUCUACGCCGUGACGGUCGACGCCAUCCACGUCGCGGGCGAGAAGCUCGACAUCCCCGCGGACGUGUGGGACGUCGAGAAAAAUGGCGGCGCGAUCCUCGACUCGGGGACGACCCUGACGAUCCUCGCCACUCCGGCGUACAAGGCCGUGGUCGCGGCUCUGAGCGAGCAGCUCGCCGGGUUGCCGAGGGUGAGCAUGGACCCGUUCGAGUACUGCUACAACUGGACGGCUGGCGCGCCGGACAUCCCGAAGCUGGAGGUGCAGUUCGCCGGGUCGGCGCUGCUGGAGCCGCCGGCAAAGAGCUACGUGAUCGACGCGGCGCCGGGGGUCAAGUGCAUCGGCGUGCAGGAAGGUGCGUGGCCCGGGGUGUCCGUCAUCGGCAACAUCCUGCAGCAGGAGCACCUGUGGGAGUUCGACCUCAGGGGCCGGUGGCUCAGAUUCAAGCACACGAGCUGCACCCAAUGACACGGACGGUGCACGAUUCGUCCGUCGUCUUGCUGGGUGAUCUUGCUGAAAUUAUAAAGGCUUCCGAGCGAAUGAUUUGCUAAAUGAAAAUAUAAUUUUUAGUGCAAUGAAAAAAACGUUCAACUGAAAUUGCGAUCCUUCUCGUGAUCUACAGCUCGAAUUUGCACGCAUUUGGGCAAAGUCGGCCGCAAUACCCUCGUAAUGGAAACUCCUGCACGAAACGGAGCUGAAUUUCUGAACGAUGAUGAA
Phragmites australis (common reed) is the source of this 1830-nucleotide messenger RNA. RefSeq names its product aspartic proteinase NANA, chloroplast-like. The coding region runs from base 217 to 1581 and encodes 454 amino acids. Gene Ontology annotation, molecular function: aspartic-type endopeptidase activity. NCBI's taxonomy places the organism in Eukaryota, Viridiplantae, Streptophyta, Magnoliopsida, Poales, Poaceae. The record is from RefSeq and is a predicted model, not a curated record. The transcript has 2 exons. Gene Ontology annotation, biological process: proteolysis.